Molecule: messenger RNA, 1138 nt
Organism: Lolium rigidum
Lineage: Eukaryota; Viridiplantae; Streptophyta; Magnoliopsida; Poales; Poaceae
Product: protein G1-like9
Exons: 1
Coding region: 127-969 (280 amino acids)
Biological process (GO): response to light stimulus; mRNA transcription
Cellular component (GO): nucleus
Source: RefSeq, a predicted model, not a curated record
CUCUAGCUACCUAGCUAGGUAAGGUAGCGACGCUCCUCCCCGCUCCUGCCGACAAACAAGAAAACUACGUACCAGGAGAGAGAAAGAACACUGGUAGCUGAGAGUGAGAACUGAGAAGCAGCCGCUAUGGAGCCAGCUCCCGGUGAGGGAUCAAGCACGCCGGAGGAGGCUGGACCCUCCUCAUCCUCGGCUCCCGUUGAGAAGGCAGAAGAACCGAAGCAACAGGCGCAACCGCCUGAAGGAGGACGGCAACAAGCCGUAGUGCAGGAGCACCUACAGCCGCAGCCUCUGUCGCAGCAGCCGCCGGUGCCGGCGGGGCUGAGCCGGUACGAGUCGCAGAAGCGGCGCGACUGGAACACGUUCCUGAAUUAUCUGCGCAACCACAAGCCGCCGCUGACGCUGCCCCGGUGCAGCGGCGCGCACGUCAUCGAGUUCCUCAAGUACCUCGACCAGUUCGGCAAGACUAAGGUACACGCCGACGGCUGCGCCUACUUCGGCCAGCCCAACCCGCCGGCGCCGUGCGCGUGCCCUCUUCGGCAGGCAUGGGGCAGCCUCGACGCGCUCAUCGGACGCCUCCGCGCCGCCUACGAGGAGUCCGGCGGCCGCCCCGAGUCCAACCCCUUCGCCGCGCGCGCCGUGCGCAUCUACCUACGCGAGGUGCGCGAGGCGCAGGCCAAGGCGCGCGGGAUCCCCUACGAAAAGAAGAAGCGAAAGCGCGGGAGCACUGCCGCCCCCGCGGCACCGCCUCCCGUCGUUACCGCUGCAGAGGCGGCAGGGACGUCGGGAGGCGGCGAGGACGACGACGACGAGCCGACACAGUCUACUGAGCAACGCCAGACGACGCCGGCAUCUCCUGCUACUCCGCCAACUCGAAGUAGUAGCGCGGGCGGUACCAGCACUACCCCAGCGGCGGCAGCCACCACAACAACGACGACGAGGGGGAAGGAAGCGGCAGAAGGAUCAGCGUGAUAAGUGUAGACCAUUAAUUUACCCGUUUGAUUAUUCCAUCACAUCAAAAUUCUAAUCCUGCACCAUCAUAAUCUUUAGUUGUCUGUUAUUAUAAUUCUGUUUGUUAUGAUUUGUUGAAGUAUAUAAGAAAGAGAGAGGAGCUCUAAGUGGUUCAUAGGAUCAUGACAGA